Messenger RNA from Momordica charantia (bitter melon), 1339 nucleotides. Its product is annotated as mediator of RNA polymerase II transcription subunit. Gene Ontology annotation, molecular function: transcription coregulator activity. Lineage: Eukaryota; Viridiplantae; Streptophyta; Magnoliopsida; Cucurbitales; Cucurbitaceae. Gene Ontology annotation, cellular component: mediator complex; core mediator complex. Gene Ontology annotation, biological process: termination of RNA polymerase II transcription; regulation of transcription by RNA polymerase II. The record is from RefSeq and is a predicted model, not a curated record.
AAACGCUAACGGGUCAAGGCGUGAAAUUGCUCCGAUUGCGAGAUCUAGACCCCGAGAGAAUUGGAGAAACCCUCCAUUACUGAUUACUCGUUCGUUUUUCACUCAGGGUUCACGUUUCUGGUUUCGAAUCCGAGGCCAUGGAGAUGCAGCUGGGUAUUUGAAGGUUCGGCUGUUGAAGACUAAUUCAGAUGCCGGAAGUUUGAAACAGAAGCUAAUCGAAGUGGCCCCCAGCACAGACUACGAUGGAGUGUGUUGUUCAGGGCAUAAUAGAGACACAGCACGUUGAGGCCCUUGAGAUACUUCUUCAAGGUAUUUGCGGCGUUCCUAGAGAACGAUUGAGACUUCAUGAAAUAUGCCUAAAAAGUGGACCCAACUUAGGUGCUGUGGCUUCGGAGGUUCGGAUCUUGUGUGAUCUAGAGCAGGCUGAACCGGCAUGGACGGUUAAACAUAUUGGAGGGGCAAUGAGAGGAGCAGGGGCUGAACAACUCUCUGUUCUGGUUAGGACAAUGGUAGAAAGCAAAGUUAGCAAGAAUGUGCUUCGUCUGUUCUAUGCACUUGGCUACAAGUUAGACCAUGAGCUGCUUAGAGUUGGUUUUGCUUUCCGUUUCCAUCGGGGUGCUCACAUAACCGUGACAGUUUCAUCAGUUAAUAAGAUGUUAAAGCUACAUUCGACGGAUGAGGCUGUGCCUGUAACACCUGGUAUACAGCUAGUCGAAGUGACAGCCCCAGCAACUUCUGAAAACUAUUCUGAAGUAGCCGGUGCAGUGUCAACUUUCUGUGAAUAUCUUGCACCCCUGCUGCAUUUGUCGAAACCGGGAAUAUCCACCGGUGUCGUUCCUACUGCUGCUGCUGCCGCAGCAUCUCUCCUAUCUGAUGGUGCAGGAACAACAAUGUAGAUUUUUCUCGGCACUGAAGCUCUACAUCCAUAUCUUCCCGAACCUUAUGACGAAGAAAACAGGAUACCAUUCUGCUCGGAUUCGGAAACAGACUGAAUUAUCGAUUGGAUGCUGCUGCUUAUCCAAAUUCUGGAUGUGGCUGUGAGUUCGGCGAAAGUUUAGAUGUUAGCAAAAACUUGAUCUCAAAAACACUCCCUGUAGUUGCUACACAUGGUGUUAGACUAGACUAACUUUUUGGUUUCCAUUGAAUUAAGUUGUAGACAUUAGAUGAAGGCUUGUUGUAUUUAUGUAAAUAUCUUCAACUACCUCAUCCAUUUUCAAUUGGGGCUUCUUCUAGUGUAACCUUUUUAACUCAUAGGCUACAAAGAUUUUUUUUUUUUUUUUUUUUUUGGUGUAGGAUUGGUUCAUUAGAAUCUUAUGAGAUUAUAAGGAACAUUUUAAUA